Messenger RNA from Geodia barretti, 516 nucleotides. Lineage: Eukaryota; Metazoa; Porifera; Demospongiae; Tetractinellida; Geodiidae. The record is from the annotation of a GenBank genome assembly.
GCCUAAUGUAGUCGGACACUUUCUGGGAGGCAUGAUCGCAGCAGAGAUGGCGGCGCUAAGACCUAACAGCGUUGGCAAACUGUGAUGGCUGCGCCCGCAGGGAUAUGGCUGGAAGAUGAUCCCGGCAUUGACUACUUCGCAACGCCGAUGGAGGAACUACGCGGCAUAUUGUUCGCUGAGCCGAAUUCGGACGCCGCGAAGUCUGUGCUGCCUGAACCUGCGGACGACCUAGAGCGCGGUACUCAGAUUUUGGAGCGGGUGCGCUCGCUGGCGACUGUGGGCAGGUUCCUAUGGCCGAUACCGGAUAAGGGGCUGAAGAAGCGGAUGCCUCGUAUCACUGCGCCGACGUUGGUCGUCAUUGGCGAACAGGACAGGAUUGUGCCGGCGUCUUAUGGCGACGAAUAUGCAAACGGCAUCGCGGGAGCAUCAGUGCAGAUCAUAGCGGGCGCUGGGCACAUGCUGAUGAUCGAACGGCCGGGUGAGUUCGCGGAGGCGGUGACAGGGUUUCUGCAGUAG